GAGAACUGUCAUGGCGAGUCCCGCCGCGUCCUCGGUGCGACCGCCGAGGCCCAAGAAAGAGCCGCAAGCGCUCGUCAUCCCCAAGAAUGCGGCGGAAGAGCAGAAGCUCAAGCUGGAGCGGCUCAUGAAGAACCCGGACAAAGCAGUUCCAAUUCCAGAAAAAAUGAGUGAAUGGGCACCUCGACCUCCCCCAGAAUUUGUCCGAGAUGUAAUGGGUUCAAGCGCUGGCGCAGGCAGCGGAGAGUUCCAUGUGUACAGGCAUCUGCGCCGGAGAGAAUAUCAGCGACAGGACUACAUGGAUGCCAUGGCUGAGAAGCAAAAAUUGGAUGUAGAGUUUCAGAAGAGACUGGAAAGGAAUAAAAUUGCUGCAGAGGAGCAGACAGCAAAGCGUCGAAAAAAGCGCCAAAAGUUAAAAGAGAAGAAAUUAUUGGCAAAGAAGAUGAAACUUGAACAGAAGAAACAAAAAGAAGUUUUGGCACCCUGGCCAGGUGGCUCAGUUGGAUCCAGUCAGAACCAAGAGCAGCCAUCCAGUAGUUCUGAGGAGACAUCUGGGACAGAGGAGGAGAAAGAGGAAGAGCCCAGCUUCAUCAUGGGGCGAUGACAGUGUUGGCUACAGUGGCUUUCUGGAGCCCAGGGCCUCAGAAAAUCUCCACAUGACCCAAGGAGAAAGGCGACUGUUUGAACUGUCUCUCCCCCAAGGCCUCGCUGGAUAGAAGCCAUCCUGACUGCUUGUGGCCCUGCCAGUAGGGACAGAGAAGACUGUCUCCUGGACACUCAAGGGCAUUGCCAAGCGGAGUUCAUUCAUGUUCCCGCUAAAGGGGGGAAACGUAUAACCUUCUGCCCCUGCUGUCUGUUUUCACAUAUUUGUACAUUGAUGAGUUUUGGGCUGGUAUCUGUGAAAGGAAUGUUUAUUUAUUAAAGAACAGAAAAACUUGAGGUUUUGAUUGGGCCUGUGAAGUGCCAAAGUGUAGGGAAGGCUGUGAAAAUUAGGUGAUGGGAAUGAGGCCUGUUACACGGGCCUGUUCCCAGACUCAUUGAGUGAAAUGGCCUUAGUUCUGGAGCUGACUUGCACUGCAGGGCACCUGACCUCCAUUUCCUUCAGCUGAGAGUGCAGACUGCACCUCAGAACAUGUGCCCCUGCCCAGUUGCUCCCAGGACACAGGUGUGUUUUGGGAAGCCUUGGGCAUAUGCAAAGGGAGAUGUGGUAUGCAACCAGGGAAAAUGAUUGGAGGAUAAUAAAGAAGCAGGUGGAGAAUCCAGGCUGGGCUGAACCAGAGUAGAGGACAUGGGGAAUCCUUGCCGGACUAGAAGGGGGAGGAGGUGGGAAUCCAUGGCCCAAAGUGUCUUCAUCCUGAGGUCAAGGGGGUUCUAAUCAGAAAUUUGAGGUUGCCUUUCAGGCAACAGGAAGGACAGAGAUGGUUUCUAAUUAGAGCCUUUGCUCACUUUUUGGAUUAUCUCCAUCUCCAAAUUUCUAAGAAUAUCUCACUGCUUUUAUGGAAUUGGAUAGAAUUAAGGAUCAUGGUUUUGAGUGAAUGUUUUCUUCCACUUUUAUAGUAUUGAUUUCCCUGAGCUGGGCCAGGUGACAUUUGUGAUCAUUUCUGCCCUUUCAGCAGUUCAAAUCACAGGAAUUUUUUUGUAAACUUCCCUAUUUUAUUGUAAUACAUCAAAGUCUGGUUAAUAUUAAGUGAUUCACAGGAGUUUUUCUUUUCCUGGAAGCUGAAAUGGAAAGUCAACCCUAAUAAAUAAACACACACACUCUGGCCUUACA
Molecule: messenger RNA, 1768 nt
Organism: Myotis daubentonii (Daubenton's bat)
Lineage: Eukaryota; Metazoa; Chordata; Mammalia; Chiroptera; Vespertilionidae
Gene: PRKRIP1
Product: PRKR interacting protein 1
Biological process (GO): negative regulation of protein kinase activity
Cellular component (GO): nucleolus
Molecular function (GO): protein kinase binding; double-stranded RNA binding; protein kinase inhibitor activity
Source: RefSeq, a predicted model, not a curated record